AUGUUUUAGUUUUCUUUUUUGGAGAUAAUAUUAUACUUGGUUGUAAUCUUGGCAUUGCUAAUUUUAAAACCAUUAUUCCAAAUUUUGCUAAUGAAGAUAAAAUAUGGAAAGAAAAUGUAUAUGAUUUAUUUUCCAUUGCUUGGAAGAGGCAGAUAAUUUUAAAAUUAGAUUUAGAAAUACAAUGACCUUUAUCAUUUCGAAAAGAUGAUUCCCUAAGAGAAUCCUGAAGUUGAAAUGAUUGUGAGCAAUUCAUUUAUGGGAUUGACACAUGUAUUUUUGAAACCUGAUCAUAUUAAAUUCAUCCUCUAGAAUUAAGAUCUUUAUAAAAAGGCAACAAAAGUAUUUUUGUUUGGUGACAAAAUGUUUUACAAAGGUUUGUUUUAUUUAUUCUUAUAAUUAGGUUUGGUAUUCCAAGAAGGAGAUGAAUGGAAAUUGGCUAGAAAUGUGCUUUCAAAAUCUUUUGAAUUUGAUUAGCUAAGAGCAAGAAUACCGUUAAUAAAACGACUAUGUGAAGAGAAGUUCUAAUCAGUUCAAGAGAAUGAACCUAUUAAUAUUAUAAACAUAUCAGGUAACAUAGUUGGAGAAGUGAUUACCCAGUCCUUCUUUAGUCAAAGUUUCAAGGAUCUGAAUGGGAAAACAUUCUUAUCUGAAUUAGUGAAUGUUUUGGUAAGCAUCAUCUCACAAUACAGAGAAGCACCAUAUCGAUGCAUAUCAAGAGCCUUUAUUUUUGGAGAAUCGGAUUAUCCAGAUUGGACCUUAUCUAGUGUUGAAAAGUAGCUUUUAGCAAGACUUCAAAAUAUCAAAGAAAUCUUGAGGGUAUCAAUCAAAGAAAGAUAAUAAAUGUAAAAUAAACCAGCUGACUUUUUAACAGCAUAUAUUAACACAAUAUGUAAAUAAUAGAUAUUACAAUUUAGAACAAAAUCCAAAUUUGACUGAAGAACAUGCAAUUCAAUAAUAUAUAAUGUUAAUCUUUGCAGGUAUAGAUACAACAAGUCAUCUAUUUGGGGCAUGUUGUUAUGCUUUGUCUAUCCAUCCUGAAUGGCAAAAAAAAUUGAGAGAAGAAAUUCAAAAGUAAUAUGGAACAUAUGAACAAUUAAACAACGAAAAUAUUAAUAUAUCAAGCUUUAUUACCAAUUUUAUCAAUGAAUGUAUGAGAAUGUAUACUCCUGUUCCGUAUUUUGUUGAGAGGGAAGUUAAAUAAGAUCAUAAGGUUGGAGAAUACUUUUUGAAAAAGAAUUCAUAAGUUUAAUUGUGUAUAUUGCCAAAUAAUUAUGAUGUAAAGAAUUUUUCAGAUCCUUUUAAAUUUAAUCCUGACAGAUGGAAUAAAUAGAUUAUUGAUCCAUUUAUAUUUUUACCAUUUUCAACUGGAAAAAGAAAUUGUAUAGGCUAACAUAUGGCAUUAAUGGAAGUAAAAUGCUUAUUGAUUUAUUUAUUGAUGAAUUUUGAAGUGAGUCUUUCAGGUGAAAAACAAGUUUGGUCUAUGAAAUUUGUCUAUACAAUUUAGGAUGACAAAUUCAUCUAAUUGAAAAGAAUUGCAAAAUGA
Paramecium pentaurelia is the source of this 1543-nucleotide messenger RNA. NCBI's taxonomy places the organism in Eukaryota, Ciliophora, Oligohymenophorea, Peniculida, Parameciidae. The record is from the annotation of a GenBank genome assembly.